AAGUAUAUGUUCUCGGUGAACCAAGUUUAAGUUGUUAAUGCAAAUUCAUAUAUCAGCAUGGAUACCUUCAAGCGCUGUUUGACUGGCAUCGUAUUCUCCUGCCUCUGUUCAAUGAUGAGCAAUGCUUUCACCCCUUUUUCAUAUACAACAACAUCUUAUCAAGUGAUUUACGGGGGAAACUGUUAUGCCAUUACACAGUGUAAAACCACCAAUGCAAGUUGUAAUUGGUCCGGCAUCUGUGAAUGUGCUGACACUCACUACUACGACGCAGCCAGCGACACCUGCACUCAAGAAGUGAUUUACGGAGGAAACUGUUAUACCAUUACACAGUGUAAUACCACCAAUGCAAUUUGUAAUGGAUUCGGCAUCUGUGCAUGUGCUGACACUCACUACUACGACGCAGCCAGUGGCACCUGCACUCAAGAAGUGGAAUACGGAGCUAGCUGUGAUACCAUGACACAGUGUAAUACCACCAAUGCAGUGUGUAAUGGAUCCGGCAUCUGUGCAUGUGAUUACACUCACUACUACGACGCAGCCAACGACACCUGCACUCAGAAACAAAACUUCGGAGAUGUUUGUACUGAGACAUCCCAGUGUGACACAACCUCAGACUCCAACAUCGUGUGUAUACAAGCUGGACCAGACAAGAGGUGCCUCUGUAAGAAUGGACGAUAUAGGCCAUAUGCAACAUUUUGCGCUGCAACAACUGUUCUAAAACCAGUCAUCAGAGCCAUACCAACUAUAGGAACAGGUAAUAUUGGCAUGAGCUGGACCAGUACCGAUGUCACUGGAGGGUACACAUCCAGCUAUACAGUAACGUGGUCUCCAGGAUCUCCAGGAUCUGUUGCUACAGCCCAGAAGAGCUACAACAUCCAGUCUCUGUCUCCAGGAACAACAUACACUGUCACAGUUAUAUACACCAUCACACAGCACGGCAGGAAUCAAACGAUUACCUCGGAACAAAGGACAUUUACAACAAAACAAGUCUUUGGUGGUGUAUGCAGUAACCAACCCGUAUGUGACACUACAGACCCCAACAUUCAGUGCAUACAGACUACAGCGUCAAACAUGAAGUGCCUCUGUAAAGAUGGGAUGUAUAAGUCAUUAGUCUCAGCAUUGUGUAUGAACACUAGCCCGCUAAAACCAGUCAUCACAGGUGCACCAUCUAUAGGAACACGUAAUAUUGUCAUCAGCUGGACCAGUACCGAUGUCACUGGAGGGUACACAUCCAGCUAUACAGUAACGUGGUCUCCAGGAUCUCCAGGGUCUCCAGGGUCUGCUGCUACAACCAGGAAGAGCUACAACAUCCAGUCCCUGUCUCCAGUAACAGCAUACACUGUCACAGUUAUACACACCAUCACACAGCACGGCAGGAGUCAGACGAUUACCUCGGACCAAAGGACAUUUACAACAAGGAUUGGCUACAACGAACCCUGCACACAAACUAAUUUGUGUUACGAUGCCAGUGCCAACUGUUACAGUGGUAGAUGUCGCUGUGACCCGGGAUUCUUCCGAAACACAAUCUGUGUCAGCAUCAACCAACUUCAUCCUAACACUGUGACGGCCAUCGUACAAAGCACAACCGCCGUGACAGCAUCCUGGACAGCUCCUUCUAACGCCGUCGUUACCGGGUACGAGGUCACGGUUACACCAGGGGACAUUACUCCAAUCAGUGUCGGCAGAGACAUCAGGACCACGCCCAUCACAGGUCUGACACCGGGGAGAGUAUACACUGUGAACGUGAAGACAAAGAUUACUUACCUGCCAGGACGAGAUGAGAUGACUGAUGCUGUAUCUGCAGCACCAAAGCAAACACAACAAGGCUUUGGUGGGCUAUGUACUGACGGGACCCAGUGCGACACCUCAGACCAGAACAUCGCGUGUGUGCAGACUACAGAGAAGAGAUGCCUCUGUAAGAAUGGGAUGUACAAGUCACCAACGACAUCAUCUUGUACGGAGACUAGCGUUCUAAAACCAAACAUCACGAGUACACCAGCUAUAAGCACAGGUAAUAUUGACAUCAGCUGGACUCACCCAGAUGUCACUGGAAGGUACACAUCCAGCUAUACAGUAACGUGGUCUCCAGGAUCUCCAGGAUCUUCAGGAUCUUCAACAUCUGCACCUACAACCCAGAAGAGCUACACCAUCCAGCGCCUGUCUCCAGGAACAGCAUACAGUAUCACAGUUAGACACACCAUCACUCUGUACGGCAGGAGUCAGACGAUUUCCUCGGACCCAAGGACAUUUACAACAAGGAUUGGCUACAACGAAACCUGCACACAAAAUGGUUUGUGUUACGAUGCCAAUGCCAACUGUUACGCUGAUAGAUGUCGCUGUGAUCCGAGUUUCUACAGAAACACAAUCUGUGUCAGCAUCAACCAACUCCGUCCUACCACUGUGACGGCCGACGAACAAAGCACAACCACAAUGACAGCAGCCUGGACAGCUCCUUCUAACGACGUCGUUACCGGGUACGAGGUGUCGGUUACACCAGGGGACAUUACUCCAAUCAGUGUCAACAAAGACAUCAGGACCACACCCAUCACAGGUCUGACACCAGGGAAAGUAUACACUGUGAACGUGAAGACAAAGAUUAUGUACCUGCAAGGACGAAAUGAGAUGACUGAUGCUGCAUCUGUAGCGUCAAAGCAAACACAGCCUGCUUCAGUUGUUGGCCUGGACGUGAUCAGAACCAACAGAACAGCUCCAGACAUCACCGUUGUGUUCGCCAAGGCUAUAGGGGAUGCCACCAUGUACAUUGUGACGCUCAGAGGACGGGAUGGAGAUACAUACAACCAACAACGUCAACCUGUCAACACUGGGCAGGGUCUCAUCUCUGUCGUCUUCACUGGUGUUGUCGCAGCUGUAUCGUACAACCUGAGCAUACUAACACAGAGUGGGAACCUCCAGAGUUUACCCUAUACUAAUGUGAUACGAGUAGGAGCAACUCCUGCCGGAAUAGUUACCAAUCUGAAGUCGUUUGACAACACGUCCCGCUCUGUCGCCGUGGAAUGGAGAAGACCAGUCAACCCGAACGGGAAGAUCUAUGAAUACAUUGUCGACGUAAGGACGGGUGGUCCCUCAGUCUGUGUGAAGCGGGUCAUCAUCAACUGCACUGAAUGUAACAGAGAUAUGGCAAACUUUACAAAGAUGGAGACCGAAUGUGACACAACCAUGACUGUGGUGAUAGCCCAGGCUGACAUUGAAAACACCGCCCACGUCAUACAGCACAACAUAACACGCCUGAACCCAGAUACAUCCUACACCAUAGACGUGGUAGCUGUCAUUGAAGAGGAGCCAGGAACAACCGACCAAAUUAAUCUACACACACCCGAGGAAGGCGCUGGUAACACUACGAACUUCAAGGCACAGAGCAGGUCAUCAAGCGAGAUAACUCUGACAUGGGAUCCUCCACAACCCCGACCUGGUGUCACUCGGUACAACAUAACUGUGUAUGAAAAACAGGAAGACAGCGAGGGUUACGACACUCUGAAGUUCAUAGCACUUUCAGGGUGGGGAAUCAAGACGUACACCAUUGGCAAUCUCUCCAGCUAUUGGUUUUACAAGUUCGACAUAGUAGCUGAAACAAAACUUGGUGCUUCAGCCAUUAUCACAAGCGGCCCUGAGAUGACGAUGGAGUCAGAGCCGACGGGUGUGUUGGAAUUGAAAGUUGAGGACAUCACUGAUGUGUUUAACCAGGUACAAGUGUCGUGGAAGUGUCCCAAACAGAAGGAUGGUAGAAAUGGAAAGAUUGUUAUCGCCAAUCUGCAUUAUUCCACAAAACAAACGUCGACAUUUAAUCCUAUAAGGGGAAAUAAGAACUUCACCAAUAACGGCGACUGCCUGUGGAAUGUCAAGGUGGACGUAACUACAGAAUUCAUGUAUCUCUUUGAGGUACGUCUCUACAACAAAGGGUUUGCAGGCUCUGUUGUCGGUGUAAGCAAAGACAUAGUGGGAGGUGCCCCACUGCAGUCGGCAGUUAUGGAAUCUGUGAAAAAAGGAGCAGGAGAAACUGAGGAAACGGUGUCAUUGAACAUCUGCCCGAAGUGUCUGAAUGAUCGAACAAACGGUCAAGUAAAUAUCACCGGGAUGAUGGUGUGUAAGACAGGAGCAAGCUGUGGACAAAGCAGAAAACGUCGCGCAACAACCUCUGCUGCGGACUAUAACGAAAUCGCUAACUGGAAUAAGGCCAGUGCAAAUAGUUUCAACGUGGAGUACAGGGCAACAAAACAGGAUUGGCUUGCUGGAAAUGUUGGUAAACUCACUUUGACCUUUACGCUAGGGGAGGAAGAUUGCAGUGGAAACCUGCCAGGCGCUUUCUGUAAUGGGAAACUCCCUGCAGGAGAAACAUUUAUUGUUUACGCUUUCACGUGCACAAAUCAUGGGUGCACCACAAGUCAAAAAAUUGAAGUUACAACAAAAGCUUCGUUCCCAAUUGCUGCUGUGGUAGGAGGACUAGUUGCUGCAGUUGUUGUCAUCGUUGUUGUGAUUAUCGUCGUGGUUAUCCGUAGACGAAGAAAUACCAAAAUGAAACAAGCUGAUCCAUCCCUUAUUGAAACUGCCGAUGAUCUUAUCCAGAGGAAAAGGCCAAUAAGAAUGAAGGAUUUCGAAAAGCGCGUUGAAGAAAUGCACAAGGAUUCCAACCUACUUUUUUCGGAAGAAUUCGAGGAUAUUGGGGCCCUAAGUCCCAGCACGCGUGUGUUGCGUCGGAAACCGGAGGCAACAAACUGAGAAACAGAUAUGUGAAUAUUUUACCAUUUGACCAGAGCCGAGUUAAACUGCGGUCUACCGAUGACGAUGACAACGAAGAGACGGACUACAUCAAUGCUAACUACAUACCGGGUUACACGUCUCCACGCGAGUACAUCGCCACCCAGGGCCCCAUGACCGGAACUGUGGCGGACUUCUGGAGGAUGGUGUGGGAACAGGAUGUCAACAU
Messenger RNA from Haliotis rubra (blacklip abalone), 4939 nucleotides. RefSeq lists its product as uncharacterized. NCBI's taxonomy places the organism in Eukaryota, Metazoa, Mollusca, Gastropoda, Lepetellida, Haliotidae. Gene Ontology annotation, molecular function: protein binding. The record is from RefSeq and is a predicted model, not a curated record. The coding region runs from base 58 to 4731 and encodes 1557 amino acids. The transcript has 33 exons.